GGGAAAAGGGGCCGGCAAUGAAAUGGUCUCAAACAGAGCGGAAAAAAUCCCAUUUCAGGCAGCACCUGCUGCCUCUCCCGACCUUUAUUCCCAAUUUUUCCACUUUAUUCCCAAUUUUUUCCACCUCAUCCCAUCCCCAAAAAAAUUCCGGAUAAAUCCUCCCGGAGCUCCGCCGCAAACUGGAUUUUUAUUGCAAAAAAAACAGCAAAAAAAAUCACUUUAAACUCAUUUUUUUGGGAUUUUUUUAUUCGUUUUUCUCCUCGGAAAUGAAUGAAGGCGGUGGCACCAUGAGGGCCGUGCUCUGGGACCUGCUGCUGCUGUGGCUCUGCGCCCGCGCCCGCGGCGACUGCCGCGGCGACUGCCUGCACUGCGACCGGCAGCUCCAGCGCCACGGCUUCGACGUCCUCAUCUGCGUCCUGGAGUGCGAAGGCCGCGCCGUGCCGCGAGCCACCUGGGAGCUCUGCGCCGCCGCCGCCCGCCCGGCGCCGCGCCCGCGCCGCCUCCCCGCCCCGGCCUGGCCCUCGGGCGAAGCCGCGCCGCCCGCCGCCGCCGCCGCCAAAACCUCGGAGGACAUUUCCCGGCGCUCGCCGCCGCCGCCGCCGGCCAAGGAUGUGCAGAAACGCUACGGCGGCUUCAUCGGCGUGCGCAAGGCGGCGCGCAAGUGGAACAACCAGAAGAGGUUCAGCCAGUUCCUGCGGCAGUACCUGGGCAUGGCGCCGCGCUCCACGUUCCGGCCCCGCCUCCCGGCCCGGCGCCGCCAAAAUUAAAUUUUCUGCUCCGGCCGCGGCUCCGACCCCAGAGCGACGAAAGCGACAAAAAACUCCAAAAAUUCCGAAAAAGCCACCAAAAAACUCCAAAAAAUGUGAAAAAAUCGACCAAAAAACUCCAAAAAAUGUGAAAAAAAUCGACAAA
Lonchura striata (white-rumped munia) is the source of this 912-nucleotide messenger RNA. NCBI's taxonomy places the organism in Eukaryota, Metazoa, Chordata, Aves, Passeriformes, Estrildidae. The record is from RefSeq and is a predicted model, not a curated record.